Chelonia mydas (Green sea turtle) is the source of this 9053-nucleotide messenger RNA. RefSeq names its product ethanolamine kinase 1 (gene ETNK1). Gene Ontology annotation, molecular function: ethanolamine kinase activity. Gene Ontology annotation, cellular component: cytoplasm. NCBI's taxonomy places the organism in Eukaryota, Metazoa, Chordata, Testudines, Cheloniidae. The transcript is spliced from 8 exons. The record is from RefSeq and is a predicted model, not a curated record. The coding region runs from base 190 to 1281 and encodes 363 amino acids. Gene Ontology annotation, biological process: phosphatidylethanolamine biosynthetic process.
CCCGCCCACCACUUUCCCAGGCUGCCCCGCGCCGUAGACUGAGCCGGGGGAGGUGGAGCCGCAGCCGCUGUAGCGGGACCAAAGUGGAAAUUUCCCCCACCAGCAGCAGCAGCCGCCCCGGUGGCAGGUUUCGCCGCUCAGAGAGUCACGAGACGCCGCCGCCGCCGGACCCAGCGCCGCCCGCCCGCCAUGGCCAACUACAUCCACGUGCCGCCCGGCUCCCCCGAGGUGCCCAAGCUGGACAUCGCCCUGAGCGACGCGGAUGGGCCCGGCUGCCGCGACGGAGCCCUGCAGCUGCUGCGUCGCCUGCGGCCCCACUGGAGCCCCGAGGAUGUGACGCUGCAGCUGUUCACAGAUGGAAUCACCAACAAGCUUAUUGGUUGCUAUGUGGGUGAUGCAAUGGAUGAUGUGGUUUUAGUUAGAAUCUAUGGAAACAAGACCGAGUUGUUAGUAGAUCGAGAUGAGGAAGUGAAAAGUUUCCGGGUGUUGCAGGCCCAUGGCUGUGCGCCACAACUCUACUGUACUUUCAGUAAUGGUCUGUGCUACGAGUUCAUGCAGGGAGAAGCACUGGAUCCAGAGCACGUCUGCAACCCAGAUAUAUUCAGACUCAUAGCCAGGCAGCUUGCUAAAAUCCAUGCUAUUCAUGCACACAAUGGAUGGAUCCCCAAAUCUAACUUGUGGCUGAAGAUGGGGAAAUAUUUCUCACUCAUACCUACAGAAUUUACAGAUGAGGAAGUAAAUAAACGGUUCUUAAGUGAUGUUCCAAGUCCUCAAAUCCUUCAGGAAGAGAUGGCCUGGAUGAAGGAGAGACUGUCAAAUCUAGGAUCCCCAGUGGUGCUUUGCCACAAUGACCUGUUGUGUAAGAAUAUUAUCUACAACGAGAAACAAGGUGAUGUACAAUUCAUUGAUUAUGAGUACUCGGGAUACAACUACCUGGCUUAUGAUAUUGGAAAUCAUUUCAAUGAGUUUGCAGGCGUGAGUGAGGUAGACUACAGCCUUUAUCCGGAUAGAGAAUUACAAGAGCAGUGGCUGAGAUCUUACCUUGAGGCCUACAAGGAAUAUAAAGGUUUCGGUACAGAUGUUACUGAGAAAGAGGUAGAAGUACUGUAUGUGCAAGUCAAUCAAUUUGCAUUGGCCUCUCAUUUCUUUUGGGGAUUGUGGGCUCUGAUUCAAGCCAAAUAUUCCACCAUUGACUUUGAUUUUCUAGGGUACGCAAUUGUUCGUUUUAACCAGUAUUUCAAAAUGAAGCCAGAGGUCACAGCAUUAAAGCUUCCCGAGUAACGAAGAACUUCAGUGAUCCUCAAGUGGAUAAGCGAUCCUUAGAAUCCUUUCUGAGAACAGAUACUGAAAAAGCUAAACAUUUUGUUUAAUUUCUGUAAUGUUCACUUGGUUGUUUUGCUUUACAAAUGAUGCCUCUAAACAAGUCUUAAUGUUAAAUCUAAUAAGAAGAGCAUACCUACUGUUGAUAUAGAAUGGAUUAGAAACUUGCUAAAUCUUUAAGGCUGUAGAGAUGGCAAUUUAAUCCUUACUUAAGUAAUUUAACAUAUGUUGUAUGUGAUUUAUUUAUUAUGAGUUUAACAUGAUUCCAUUGCUGCUUUCAUCAGUUUCUGUAAAGGUUGAGUGCAGGCAAUGAAACUAUUCCAAAGGAUUUGUUUUUUCACAACUUAUUUUAUUAAAGUGACAUUAACUUAUAUAAAGACUGUACAUGGUCAGUAGAGAAUCUUAAUCUUUAACUGUAUACAAAAAAACCCAAACCAUGAAUAGUGGUAAUUUACUCUUGAAAUGCCAAUCACUGGUACCGAGUAAUUGAGGGAUGGAAAAUGAGGAUAAAAGCAAUUUUCCACAUCACAGUACUUUACAUUUUAUAACAAGGCCUAUCUACUUAUUAGGGUUAAAUAUCAGCAUUUUGACUUUCCUUCUGCUACUAUUACAUAAUAGAAAUCUGAAGGCUUUAUGGCCACCUGAUUAUUUAGGAAUGUGUAUAGUAUCUGACAGGAAAUGUAUCAACCUUAACUUGUAUGGGAGAGUUUCUUGUUUGUUAAAUUUUUCCAUUUAUUUUAAAGACCACUAUUCCAAAAUCUCAAGAAAUUCCUUAUGGAAGGGAAUAAAUCUUCAAUUUUUUUUUAACUCUUCUAUGUUCUGAACUAUAUAUAUAUUACUGCAACAGGAUAGACUAUUGAGUUUAAAACAGUGAACAUGAAAUCCUGUUGCUCUUGGGAGCAAAACAAUACCACUUCAGUUAAAGGAUACAUAGAUUUUUAAACCUUUUUUCCUUCUUUCCUCAUCUUUCCAGCUUGGAUUCUUGUCUUUAAAUACUUAGGUCCAGUAGUUAUAGAUUCUGUUACAUUUUCUGGCUUUCUUCCUGUACUGAUAGCAAAAAUAUUAGUAGCCCAAAGUCUCAGGUUCAAAGAAUGUUCUUGAAAUGUGUGAGAUUUGAACAGUGGGGCUUUGAUCAUCCUCAGUGUUUUUUAAAAAGCUAUUAUACCAAGAAUGGUUUGAAGUACAAAAUGUGAAUUGAAAAGAAAAUGUUUACUUUGUGACUGUAUGUUGAGAGAAGUUGGGGAUGAUGCUUUAAAUCUUGGAAGUUGCUGUCGUUGAGCAGUCAAUCAAUUCUGAUGAUUACUCUGAAAAACCUUUGCACUUUGGUCACUGAAGUGCCCACACGUACAAAGUCUGCAUGUAUGCACAUACAGUAUGUGCAAACACACACUCACCUUAGGAGUAGAUUUUAUGGGGAGCCUGCUGCAAACUCGGCAAGGAUAUCUAUUCACAAUUGCUCUGUAGCAUAUUGUCAAAUGCAGAUGGGCUUUACAAAAGCAUAGCUUGUUUCAGGAUGCUUAACGCAAUGACAUGGAUGAAAAACUUUCACCUUAUACACCAUUUUAAAUGGUGGUCUGUUAUUUUACAAAAGCAAGUUUUAUUCCUUAAAACUAGUUUGUAUUCAUCCCCUGGUGGUUCCAACCGUGGAUUUCUUACAAUCACAUUCUUAAAAUUUUAAUAUAAAUGGAUAAACUUUUCAUAAAAAAAACUUUGAAAGUGGGUAAGUCUUAUUUAGCACCUUACUAAAGUAGUUUAUUAAAUUGGACAGAUUCUCUUCAUAGUCUAAAUAAAACUGACCAACUGAAAUUGCAUGUCCUUCUGUAGCAUUAUCAAGGAUGUUGCUAGAGCUCAUGAAAGUGACAGACAGUGAACAGCUUUUUAAUCUUUGUACCUGAAAAGUUCUCUCCUCGCUAAGAGGAAUAUUCUUCCACACUUACCCACAUUAAGUAGUACCUUGGUCCAUAAGUUGUCCCUUUAAUUUCGGCAAGACAUCUCUUGGAGUAAGGUGCUACUUAGUGUGAGUACCAGUGUUGGAUCCUGAAAAAACCUAUUUCAAGAUCAAAACAACAACCAUCCCUUUCCUGAUAGAGUAAAGUGACAACUUCAUUUCUGGCGUUGAUAACACAUACAUAUUUGAGAGUGAGAAUGUGGGAGUUAGCUUUUAUUUUUAACAUGGUAAAUUGGAACACUUACCAGAUCCCCCUUUCUAACUAUCCCAAAGAGAACUGUUUUAAAAUAUAUACAGCAGUGUCUGUUUAUUCUGAAGUACAGUCCAGCUCUUGUUAGUCCUAAUUCUUUUCAAACUCUUUGGCUACUCAAGAGUAGUGUCCCAUACUCUCUGAUGAGAGAACCACAAGGUCCAAAGAAGCCCUGGUAAUUUGACCCAGAGAAAACAGCUGAAUGAAAGCUUCUGGAGUAAAGUGCUGGCUGAAAGAGGCUUGUUAACUCCGUGAGCAAAGAAACAGCUGUUGUUUGAUUCCUACUGUGGGAAGCAGGACUAUACAAAGAAUGUACAAACAGGAUGGCAUCAAAGAAAUACCUGAUUACAUUAUCACUCUCGCCUCCUAAUGGAAACAGCCUGCUAGAACUUGAAAAUUGGCUAACCAUUCAGGCCAAAAGAGGGUGACACUGCAGAUCACUCUUUCUGCAAGGGGGAGAGGGCAGAGCUAGGGUGUCUCCUUUGCAGUUUAUAAAUCCCAUUGUCUCCCUGCCCUAGUAGCUCUUCCUAUGCUGGUACUGUUUCAGUUUGGAAUUGUACUGUCAUUUUUUAAAGGAGAUGUUUGUUCACACAGUGCAGGUAACAAUCUCUGCAGGGGAACAGGUUACUCCUUUAGAACGUAAGCUUUUUGUGACUGGAUGUCAGCCUCAGUCAUGUUGAGCUGCCAAAUUCCACGGAACUCCUUUCACAGACCUCAAAAACACUUUGAGGCAAAGAUAUUAUAAAUACAGUAAUCUUUGCCUGAGCCAUUUUUAGGAAGCACGAGACUUAUCACAGAGUUAUAAUAGGAGACUUUGCAGUAUAGUAGAGACCUGCAUUUUCAUAUUGCGUAUUAAAAUCCAUUUUAGAAAACAUGGCUGUGCAGUGGCUUCCAUUUAAGACCAGCAUAUGCAACAAACUUCAAAUUCUUAGAUCAGGUUGUUCGUGAGAGAUGUUAUUAGGAAGUAGUUACUUUUUCCAAAAUGAAAUGCCAGUCACCUGGAGUCUCAUACCUCAACAGUUUUAUCCAGAACUGCUCAGAAUUUCCUCUCCUAUAGAGGGUAUUCUGCAAACAUGUUCAAGGGGAACUUGGGAUGGCACUGCAGGAUUCAAACUUGGGUUUGUCACUGCAGAUACCGUACCGCCUGAACAUGGGUGAACUAGUGACGCCUCAAAAUAAGGAACUCCCAUUUCGUUAAAAUUCAUUUCCUCAUUCUUAGUAAUUUUAGGCUACCUGAAAAGAAGGAAAAUGUCUCUGAGCUCUAGAAACAUCCAUCCUGGCUUUGCGUUGCCAAGAAGAUACUCUCUUGCCUUUCUUUUUAGCUAAAGGCUUGAAUGCCAAACUUAAUAACUUUUACUGUAUAGUUAAACCUAUAUUGUAAAUAUAAAGAAGGUUGUUAGCAAUGGCAUUCAUGCAUGUGCAGCAUCAGUCAAUAGACCAUAGUGGCCUGGUUGCUUUUGUAAAGCAGAAUUGUGCGAAAUUUUUUCUUCUGACACAUUUCUACAAUCAGACCAGGUUAAUCCAUGUCUGAUUUAAUAAGACACUUAAGCAUCAAAGCUUUUUAAAUAAUAACCAGUGUCAUGUAAUUUUAAACUCAUUCAUGUAGCGUUCUUCUGCAUUUGAAAAAGGAAUUGUCAAACUGACUCACAUUAACCCGGUCUGACUGGAUAUGUAUAUACAACAGUGUAAAUAACCAUUUGUAAAUUAAUGUGAAUUGUACCGUAUCUUGCAUUUAUGGACUUGUGUAUUGCAUUGUACUCUCUCCUAUUUUGUAGAAAUUUUGAUGUAAAGAAAAAAUCCAACUUUGUGUGUGCUGACUUUUUUGUUAAAUUGACCAUAUUCAAGGAAUCUGUGUUGUGAGAUAAUCACAUACAUUACCUUUAAUGGAGCAUAUUUAUGUUUCAUGUUAAUAAGGUAUCCAUUAUAGUCUACUGCUGCCGUUGUCUGCUUUCCAUGUGUUUUUAUGUUCCUUUGCUUUUGGGGAUAAAUGAAUAGUAAUACGCUUAGGUGGGGGGAAGAGCUAUUCUAGUAACAGGACAAAUUAAAAAUGCUAAUUAGUGGUAAAUUUAUUGUCUUUCAAGAUAGGGAAACUUAAAUCUGAUACUCACAUCUUAAAUGUUGUCAUACAUCACGUGUGUCAUUGGCAGCCAGUAAUAUCUGCUGAACACACGUGGAAGUUUUAAGUACGCUUCUUUAAGUCGUAUUGUUGUUCCUGUGGUGACAGAAGUUUAACGGAACACAUAGACAAAUUCCUAAGUUAGAAGUUUCCCAUGUACAUGAGCUGUCUAAUGAUAGGAGGAUUAAUUACUGUUGUGCAGCUGUGUAUGGUAUAAUAAAAGGCCAAAUAAUUAAUAUACUUCUGGCUAUCAGUUUCCAGAAUGCUACAGUAGCUAAGGUACCAACUAACUAGUAGCCCACUCGUAUUUAUGGAAACUGGUGUCCGCUGGGUACAUUCUUCCACCAAAUCCUUUCCAAGCCUGGAUAGGUAAAAUAGAGGACUAGUACACCACUUCCUCUCUCAGUGUAAAAGCUGCCUUCCCUGGACUUGUAGUAAAAUUAAACCGUUUAUUGAUGUCUUGCAUGCGAGUUGAACAAAAGCAAUAGUUUGAAGCAGACUUGGUACCGCUUUUAAUAAAAUAAUCAACUGUUGAUGCCAGUAUUUCAACUUUGAAGGGAAGUUAUGGCAACCUACAGGUAUCUUCGUGCCCUUUGAGUGCUUACUGUAAUAUAUUAACUGAAUUCCCUUGGACAUUAAUUCCUUUUUUCUUGAUGCAGUAUCCUUUCGCUGUUUGGAAGCCAGAAAAUUUCCCAUCAAAUUUCCCAUUUCCUAUUCCCAUCAAAUUUAGCCUAUUCAAAUAGUUAAGGGCCACUGUAUCCACCAUACAAGAAAUAAAGACUUCGUAUCAUAUUCAGUUCCUGGUUUAGGAAGUCCCCUGGAGAUUAGGGAAUUAACCUCAGAAGUGAAGCGUUAAGUUUUGUACACCAGCUGAACAUCUUGUUACAGACAGUAAUUUCCGUCUACCUUAUUUUUAAACGAAGUUCUUUAGCUAUCUACAGUGAAAACAGAAGAGCUUUGAGCCUCUUGCCACUGCUGUUUGUAAUAGAUUUGCUGGAAAACGUUGGUACACAAAAUAUGGAGGGUAGGAGUAUUCAAAUAUUUUGGUUGUCAAGUUCACAAAUAGCUCUUGGUGCAAGUCUAUCUAAUAGAAAUAUACCAGACAAAAGACACACACACUCUGAAAAGGUAUAUAUGUUAAUAUUGCCUAGGAUCUCCAAUGGCGCUGUUUGAUGGUAAUUAGAUCCCAAAGGCCUAAGUGUCAAAAGGUCAAUAUUGGAGGGGAAGGGAAUACAUCCAAUUAAAGCACAUGUUUAGAUUUCUGGUUUUUGACCUCCUUAUACUUAGGCAGUUUACUGACUGGAUCAGAUUAUAAAGAAAAGGGAGCUCAUUCCAGCAUGAUGAAGCCUGGAUUUCUUUAAAAAGGCAGUUAGUUGGUGGUUAAGAAAAGUUAAAGUAUACCCUUAUUUCCUUCCCACCAAAAGGUUUUGGUUUUUUUUGUUUUGUUUUUUUAAAUAGACAUAGUCACGAAAUACAGCAGCAAUUUCCUGAUAAACCUUCGUUCUUUGUACCAGUUGGAAUGCAAUUCCUUUUGUUGCGGGAGGCGGGGGGGCUUGUUUUGAAGGCUAUCGGGAGGGUUGGCUGCAUCCUAACUGGCUGUGAAUUUGAGUUGGCUGGUUCUUCAGUGGGUUUUAAUGUUUUGUAUUUUGAUUACUAUGUUCUUAGAUGCCCUUUGAAAAGGCUCCUCUGAAAAAAUGUGCAGGUACUAAACUGGUAAAGGUAGCACCUAGUCCUAUGCCAUUUGUCACACCGUGCAGGAUGUAAUUACAGUUACUGAACAGUAAGAGUUGGAUCCUAUUUCCAGAGAUUCUAGUGCUGAUGUUGUGCAUUAUCAUAGCUGAUUUUUUUUAUACAUUUGCUACUGUGGAUUGAAGGCUCUUUGCUAUUUGUUGGUUAUGAGGGAGAUGACAAAAGGCUGACCGUGUUCUUGUGCCAUGUAGGUGUUCCUUUUGCCAACUGAACCGCUCGAGUGAGGGGGGCUCUCCGAGGUGGUAGAACCGCACAAGUCCGGAGGGUACAUGACUAACUUUGUGGCCUACAGACCUCUGGAAUGGAAAAGAAAAUGUGCAGAUUGCUUUCACGUGUCAGUUGCGUGGUGCUGCUCUAGUGAUGUGAUGAGACCCUGGAAAUUUCAUUGUCUGACUUCAAGUGGCUUUACCAAAUGAGCUGUUUGUGUAGUUUGUCAGUUUCCUAGUUACCGUAGCAGAGGGAAUCUUCUAAAACUGUAUUGUACUGUAUUUUUGUCUGUGCACAAUUGGCUAGUUUGCAUAAUAUGAAAUAUUUGAUUCUUUAAAAUGCUGAGUAGUCUAGAAGAUACUCUUCCUUCAGAUGCUUUAAUGAUCACUGCUUCAUUCACUGUCGAGAAAAGUUGAUUGAAACGGUCCUGUAGUGUCAGAGGAAUGGUCUGAGCACAGGACUGAGAGCCAUGAAUACCACCUAAUUCAGGAGUUGAUACUGAUUCCCUUUGUGGCCUUUGAAAGCUGUUUAGCUUUUCUGCCUCAGUGUCCUCAACUUGUAGAAGUGGAGAAUAAUUUACAUGUCUCCCACGGAUGUUGUGAGCAUUAACUUAAUGUUUGCAAAGUGAUAGGAGUUGUAGCUUCAUGUAAUGCCCCUGACCAUUUUUGUUUUAAAAUCACUUAUCUUUAUAUGUAUAUAUAUUUUUUCACAUAACUGGGAAGAAAUGCACACAAACCACAAUGUGAAAGUGACUUAUAGGGGGAAAUAGUGUAAAUUGCCAAACACAAUGUUAUCAAAUGCACAAAAUAAACUGGAAAACAAAAAUUCUAAUCUUUGUUAUAAUUUUAGCUGUUUACUUCUCCUGAUCGUAGCUAUGAAAUCUUCAGUCAGAAGUGUGUGGAGGUUUUUUUAUUUGUUGUUGUUGCAGUGACCCUUCUUUCAUUUGUGUAUCUCAGAUACAGUCUGUGGUAGUGUAACGCAGUGUUGUACAUAAGAGCUUUGAUUAGUCUCAGCAUUGAGAAUGUAUCAGUAUCUUAAACAAAUAUAACUUGAAGUAGAUUUGUUGGUUCACAAAUUUGUAUUAGCCAGCUAUCCAAAGCCCUGUAACACUUGUAAAGAUAGGACUAUGGGAUAAUAGGAAUACUUUCCAAUGUCGUUCCAUUGUUCCACAACAUUUUUUCAUUGUUUUCUCAUUUUUAUGUUUCUGUUAAGUCAUAUGUCCUGUGAAUAAAAUGGUCCCAAUCUUUAAAAAAAUCAUUUCUAUGUCAUAGAGUUAACAUAUGUUCUGUUCAUUCAUCAGCUUUCACUGGAAUGAACAGUGUUUCUUUUGAACGAAACAUUGGAGCUAUGUUAUAAUAAAGGCCUUCUACCAUUGAUUAAAUGAAGGAAUGUAUCUUUCAAAGAUUUAUAUUGUGUAAAUAAUUUAAAACUGGUUGUAACAAUAAAGCUGGUUUCUAACUGCA